This is a messenger RNA of Histoplasma capsulatum G186AR, 3121 nucleotides long. RefSeq lists its product as uncharacterized. The coding region runs from base 1 to 2916 and encodes 971 amino acids. NCBI's taxonomy places the organism in Eukaryota, Fungi, Ascomycota, Eurotiomycetes, Onygenales, Ajellomycetaceae. The transcript is spliced from 4 exons. The record is from RefSeq and is a predicted model, not a curated record.
AUGGAGGAACCCAGCGCGACACACAGAGCAACACUACGUAGACGACUGGCUGAUCAGGCUCUUCCAUUUACGGUUAACUCGGCUGUUUAUCUUUGCGCUACUUGUGUUAGCCAGAAGAGCGUUCCAUACACUACAUCGGCGACAGCGUACUCCAGGCCAACUAUCGAACACGAGCGGCCUUUCCCACAGCUCGUCGCCUCCAUGGUACAGUCUGCUUCCACUGACCGCGCUGUCCAGCUGGUUAGAGAGGCCGUCGAACUAGUGGAUGCUGGCCACCGAGAGGCCGCUUCAAGAAACAUUCGGGAGGCGAUCUCCCUGGCUCCAGCGAACGAGGAGGUCAGAUCCGUCUUUAAAAAAAUAUCAGAGGAUGAAGAGACAGGCCACCCUCUCGUGAACCUAUGUCGUCGCUAUGUCACCUACAAGGACGAAGGCGCUGGUCGCGAAGCGGCCUCGCGCCUCCGCGCCGAUGACCUAGUGCCGCCCCCCGAAGCCGCUAUCGAUGCCCUCAACCUCAUCCUCUCGUGCCCUGCCGCAAGCCUCUCGAAUACCCAGGAUGAGAUAAUCACUGCCCUGAUGCGGAGCAGCCCGCAUAUUCGCCGCCAUUUUGCUGCACAGCUCCAAUUGUCCGUCACCCAGUUCUUCGACGAGAUAUACGACCGUGGAGAUGGCGCUGUCACGUGUCUAGAUACUGCGGUACUAGAUACUGCACUGUGGCGGUCUGAGCAAGUGCGCAAUCACUGCAAAAGUGAGCUGUUCCAGCUUUUUAUUGCCAAGCUGAUGGAGUCGGGGCAUGACCUGGACGGCCGCUCUCUAAAGGGUAUUGCUCGACUCCUUGCAGUCGACGCUGAAAAUCUGCAACAUUUGGUUGAUGAGGAGUGUUUUGAUGCCAUUUUAUCCUCUCUGGACCUGAGGCUACCUAGCGACGUACGCAGCCAGGCCACUUUAGCAACCGCCAAAUACCUCGAAGCCGCCGGAGAAACCGGCCAGACGCUGUUCUCCAAGAUCCUUACCGCUCGUGUUUCAAGACAGCGGAAUGACGACUACGUAAUCGCAUUCUCUGCUGCUGCUGCUGUCUUCCCCAUCAUCCCUUCCAUCACUGCAACCCUCUUCUUGACAAAUAAGUUUGUUCAAUCUCUUGCUGGCUUGCUGGAACAGAAGCGCAGAGGUAGAACCGUGGAACGCGCUGUGCUGGAGCUGUUCAACGCCGCCUGCAUCGACAAAGAGUGUCGCGAAGCAAUCGAUAGCCAUUGUGGAGAAUGGCUCUCUCGUACGUUGAGCAGAGAAACCGACGAACACGCCGAAUUGGCUGCUGUAAUUUUGGCCAAAAUCCGGGCCUCCGAAAACGGUGCAAUUCUGAAAUCCACGUCAGCGAGUAAAGUCCUGGGGAACGAACUAUCGGGUGGUAGUUCCCAUGAUCUCGUUGAAAGAUUCAAAAACCUCCUUGCUCAGCGUCCGCAGAAAGGUGACUUCCAUCGUUUGGUUGAGGGCCUGGUGUUUUCCUCCGUGAAGCCAGAUGUCAAGGAGCAGCUGGUUUCCAAGGGCUCGAGUUUCCAGUCAGACCUUGAGGCUCUUCUCAAGAACAAUAUUACCGACCAAUCCCUCAUUUAUGGUGGACUCAUGAUUAUCCAUAAUCUCACGAAAUACCGUCCUACUUUAUCUGAAGAACAAAAGAAAAUCUCCGAGCUCAGGUCCUACGCGAACGCUUCAACCAAACCUGCAGCAUCCGACCCCCUGGACGACGACAACUACGUCAAAGAGCGCUGUGCAGCCGUCAUCAAUGCUGGUAUCAUGCCCCUUCUCAUCGACUGUAACAAAUCAAACGCAACAUCGAACUCCAUCCAAGACCUAAUUAGCAAAAUCCUCCUCUCCCUCUCCAAAACCCCACAAACCCGCGGCAAACUCGCCCAGCAAGGCGCCGUUAAACUUCUCCUAUCCCUCCUCUCCUCCCGCACAGAGAACAGCACCAACUACCGCCAGAAUGACGAACCGACCCAGAACGCUGCCCACGCCCUCGCCCGCAUCCUCAUCUCCGUUAACCCCGGCCACGUCUUCUCCUCCACCGGCUCGCCCCAAAUCACCACCGCAAUCAGACCUCUCGUCUACCUCCUCGAUCCGUCAUCAUUACCCAGCACCACAACCACCCCUCCCUCCCCCUCACUCUCUACAGAAACCCCACGCGACCUCCUUCCAGCCUUCGAAUCUCUCCUCGCACUCACCAACCUCGCCUCAACUUCUGCCUCCACUUCCUCGUCACCACCAGGCUCCAUCUCGGCCCCUAGCGCCGCGGCCCUAAUAACCCGCCUCGCCUUCCCUACAAUCGAAAACCUCCUCCUCUCCUCAAACAUCCACCUCCAACGCGCUGCCACCGAACUCACCUGCAACCUCACCACCUGUCCCGACGCGGUCGCAAAAUUCGCAGACGGCACCCACCGCGCGGCGCAGCGGCUGCACAUCCUCCUGGCACUGGCUGAUGCUCGGGACCUGGCGACGAGGAGGGCGGCGGGCGGUGCGCUGGCGGCACUCACUGAGUUUGAAGGGGCUGUGGAGGCGGUGCUGGAGAGGGAGGGGGGCGUUGAGGUGGUGUUGGCGAUGUGCAGGGAGGGAGAGAGUGGAGGUGGGGGAAUGGAGAUGGUUCAUCGGGGCCUUGUUUGUGUGAGGAAUAUGGGAUGUUGCGAGGGGGAGGUGGGGAGGAAGGCGAGGAGGGUGUUGAAGGAGAGGGGGGCUGUGGAGGUGUUGAGGGGGUGUUUGGUUGGGGGUGCUGGCGCUACAGGCGCUGGGGAAGAUGCUGCUGCUGUUGUUGCUGUUGCUGCGGGUGGUGGUGGUGGUAGUGGUGCUGGUGGAGGGGGAGGGGGAGGGAUGGGGGAGGAAGUGUUGCGGUGUGGUGUGGAAGGGUUGAGGAUUUUGGUUGAGGGUUGAUAUGAUAUGAUGUCUUUUUUCUGUUUCUGUUUCUCCUUAUCUCCCCCUUCCACGUUGCUCUUUCGGUAUGCCGUGUGGUUAUUGUGUUUAAUUUGAUAUAAUUAUUGUGCAUCGCUCGACUUUUGGUUUGGUUUGGUUUAUUUUGUUUUUACCCUUAAUUGGUCAUUUAUUAUUUUUAAUCACUUCGCUUUUUUCUUUUGCUUUG